AUGCUCGGCACCGAGCGAAGCUUUGGUCCAAUCACCCCGAGGGUGCGCAGCGACCUCGUGGCCAAGCCCGACGUCAGGCCCAACUCGCCGGCCGAGGUGCCGAGACCAUCUGCCUACUCACCGCGCGAUGGAGGGUAUGUGGCGCCUGGAACUGCAACUCCACGGAAGAUCACUUUCGUCCCGGCACAAAGGAAGGUAGCAGUCGUCUCGCUGGGAGCGCGGCCCUGCCACAACACCGGAGGGCACGCAAGGUCCGAGAGUGGCAUCGUGGGCUCCAGGCUCGACUGCUCUUACGCCUUGCGGCCGGGGCCGCCCCGGCACGUGCGAGUGGUUCCCGGCGAGGCAAAGACCGCGCCUUGCACGCCCAACCCGCUCUACCGCUCCGUACGGCGAGGAUCUCCUCCUCCUCCGCAGCUUCCGAGCGCGGCGUUAUCGGCCACGGCUCCCAGCGCAGGCAAGGCUGCCGGCGAACCGUCACGCAGUCGCUUGCGACCGUUGGUGCUGCCGGCCUGGCCCUCGACUGUGGCCUGGACAACCUUCCAGCCAGGUACCUCUCCCUGCACCGUCGAGAGACAGAUCUCCACGGCAUCCGUCUCGUCCGAGAUGGGCCGGCCGGCCACAGCUUCAUCGACGCCGCGCGUCGUCAGCCUGCGAAGCUGGCCACGGACGCUGUCUUACACAACCAGCUUUCGCUCUCCGUCGCCCUCACCGCGGCUCUACUCCGCGCCGGUACGGCCGCUGCCCUCCAGCGGAUCCUUCCAAGUUGUACGCGCGACCUCCCCGCCGGUGGUCCAGAUCGACUUGACACAGGAGCACCGCCAGGCUUCAGAAGCUGCGCGGAGGGUGUCCGGCUCCAACCGUCAGGCUGUCCAGCACCCUCCCGUCGCCGACAUUCAGGCAUCCACGGGUUAUCGCCCGGGAAGGGAACUCCAAAGAGAGGAUCCGCCUGAGGCGACCGAUGGCGCGAAGACGGAUGAGGAGACGACGGAUGACGAGUCGCAGGAGCUCAACGAAGAGGACUGGAGCGCGAGGAGCAGAGAACGCGCGCGGUACCGGGAGGACGGCUUCCUCCCCACAGCUGAGCGCUUGGAGCUUUGUGGUCGGAUGCCAAAGACGGUCCUUCUCUGA
Messenger RNA from Symbiodinium natans, 1128 nucleotides. Lineage: Eukaryota; Dinophyceae; Suessiales; Symbiodiniaceae. The record is from the annotation of a GenBank genome assembly.